GUUGAGUCCGACCACAGUUACCAGCUGAUCUUGGAAUUCCUAGCGACGUUCGCCCAUGAUCUUCCUACAGCGGUUGAUUUGGAGGCAGGCCUGACUUGGGCCAGCACCCACUACAAGCUCAACCCGUGGAAAGACAAGCCCAAUCACCAGGCAUGGGCCCAAACAGAGGCAGGCCUGAUCAAGGCUUGUGCCUCCUACUGCCUAGAUCGAUUUCAAAGAUACUCCAAGUCGAGGUCAGGCCAUGAUCGCAUGGAGACUCUGAGGGCAGUCAUUCGUGCCAAGUUGGAGGAGAAAGGCAUGCUUUCCCCCUAUGGGAAAAAGAUUCCCACACGGGGACGUGGGGCUGCACGGUUGAAACAAGAGGAGGCUGCAAAGCGGGCUAUGUCAUUCGGCGACAUUGACAACAUGUACACCCUUCCGAUGACUGAUUCGCAACUCUUGUCCCCUGUGCGACCACUGGGGGAUCUCUCGGCCCUUGCAGAUUCCCAAACUGUUGGUGAUGAUGGUCAGGGGAAGACUGGGGAAGAGGAUGACAGUGAGGCUGCUCAAGCGAUUGAGAAAAUCAUGGAUUCGGAAGAGGAGGGUGGUGUUAAACCAAAUGAAAGCAGCAAAGGUGUUUUCCAGGCACAAGCUGCUCUGCGGCAAAUGCAAGAUGAGGCCGAAGAUCCUGACAAAGCGCUGCAGGAUGAGUUGUGUGAUGAGGAAGAAGAGAGGAAGGAGAAGUCAAAGGGGCGUGGAAGGGGGCGUGGCCGUGGAAAACGUGAAGAUGAUUUGUCUCAUGCAGCAAAUCCUACGAAAUUCAAGCGAAAGAAAUCACAACUUGCCCUUCAGAAUUCCAAGUUGAAGCGUCUGCGAGUGAUGGCUGGGUCUCCUUCCAGCUCCAGCAAGAAGCCCAAAAAGGGUCCUGCUUCUCCUGCGGCCAUGGCUGAAAGUCAGCCAGAGGUGCCAGAGGUGCCAGAGGAACCAGAGGAACCAGAGGAACCAGAGGAACCAGAGGAACCAGGGGCUAUGUCCAGUGGUAUGGAUGGUGAGCAAAAUAAACCUAGAAAACGUAGGAAGAGAAAAGUCAAAUCCGCCAAAGCUACUGCUGAGAAGACUUGUGAUGUUGCAGCUGUAGAUCCGGAGAAGGAUGAAAUGGAAGAUGAAAAAAAGACAAAGAUACGUUGGCAACUGCCAAGCCAGCCAGUGCAGCUGAAGCAGCAAGGGCAUUGGAAGGCAAACCCGGUGAUCAGGUCUUUCACCCUCUAUGCUCCGGAAGAUGCUGCAGCUCUGGAUGAAGAACGCUCUGUGCUGGCCCAGUCCAGGAGCACUUCCGCUUCCUUCCAUGUGUCCAAAAGCAAGGGGAUGGACACACGGGUGGAGAAAGUGAACAAAUACUGGGGUGCUUCGUUUAAGGAUCUGGAUGUCAUCGAUGCCUUUGGUGGCCAAGGAAGACUUUCUGAUGGCCUGUGCAUGUCGCGGCUGAGGGACUACUUCGAUGUGGAAUCCCGUGGUGAAGAGGGUGAUAUCCUAUCAGUGUGGCUUCUACAGCAUCCUUCUCAUGGUGUUGCGCUUACGUCCAGGGGGGAUUACAGCACGCUUCGUGUUGCUAUCUUUGGUCGCAAUUGCCCGUGGUUGCCAAGUCUUAUGGGAGCAGCCGGGGUCAUCAACGCCAAUGGACUUCACAAGCAGAAACGUGCAGUGGCUGCUGAGCCACCUAUGAAGGCUCCUUACAAGUGGCGCCAUGCCAAAUUGGAAUCUAUCCAGAAGGAUUUGAAGGUUGCAAUUAAUGAAGGGCGGUACGAUGAGUUUGGCUGGUUGUCAGUUCUGCCCCGUGUCUUACAAGAUUUACAUGACAGGUUGAAAGAGCAGAAAGCGGGAGAGCAGUUGCUUGCAGCAGGGAAGGUAUCACCUGAAUGCAGCAAAGGUUUCCAGGAAGCCAAGGCAGCAGAUUUGAGGGCAGCAAAUGCAGGCAAUGGCACCCCUGCCCCACCGGUCAGACCUGCCCUGGUUCGUGUGAACAGUGUCCCGGUUCUUUCGCCAAACACACCUGACCUGGAGCAGCAAAACAUGCCAAAUGGUGCCACCAGCAAGACAACUGAUCCUACUGAAGCAAAAGAAAGCAUACCUGCAGCACCUAUGGACAGGGCAGAACGAAAGCGACUGAAGAAGGAACACAAACGUGAGGCAAAACGACAGAAGAAGGAAGAAAAGAAACAAAAGCAAAUGCAGCAGCACCACCCUGAAGGUUUACCAGAAAAUGGUACUCAACCAGCUGCCAGUGAGACUUCAACUGGUGAACCCACACCUGUCCCAUCUGACCAUGCCCCAGUGCCAACAGGUUCAGGAUCUGGUGACCCAGGUCAUGCAAAUGUUGGUGCAGGUGAAGCCUCUACAAUGCCAGGUUCAAAUGCUGAACAGCCAAAGCAACAGUCAGCACCAGCCAUGGCUCCCAAGCCAGCAGCCAAGAAAGCAGCAGCAAGGCCACCACCCGAAGUAGCAAUGCCUAAUGGCAUGGGACCUGAGAAAGUUGAGCAAAGGACACCAGCAAGAACUGAUGAACAAGAGGACGCAGCUCGCCGGCAGGCAAUUAGUGACAACAUGCAGAGAGCAAACACAGAAUCGCAGUUGGCAAGCCCAGCAAGCACACAAGCCUAUGAGCCAGACCUGGAAGCAGCACUUGAUCGUGAGGUCAAACGGGAACAACAAGACCAACCAAUGCCAUCAGUCGAGGGGGCUGCGCCACCAGUCCAAGCAACUAUGCCAACUACGGUAGCAGUCCGACAGGCUACACCAGCAGUCCAACAGGCUCCACCAGCAGUCCAACAGGCUGCACUAGCAGUCCCACAGACUGCACUAGCAGUCCCACAGGCUGCACCACAAGUCCAACAGGCUGCACCACAAGUCCAACAGCCUGUGGCAUCAGGUGCACUAGCACUUCAAGCAAAUGCAACACAAGGGCAACAAGCAGCAGCUCCACCUCCCGGCCAAUCACAAGAAGCACUCGAUCAGAACAAUGCAGAGCAAGAACAGCAGGUCCAGGGGAGGAAGGGAUUGCCCACCAGAGAUGAAGAAGGCAGUGCCAGGCUGCAAAUACUCCAAGAUGCCUGGUCAGCCUGCGCUGGCAACUGGACACGAAGCGAACUUUACACGAAGAUUACUGAGCGAAAGAGGACAUCCCAACAUGGAUGUCGGGUCUGGCUGACCCGAUCCCAAAUCUCUGCAAAGUACGGAAGUGAUGAAAUGGCAGCUGCCAUUUGUGACAGCAAAUUGGCUGACGCUGAGCUGAAGGAAAGCCAUACCAAGGAGCAUCCCGAUGCUCCCGGUGUGGAGGCGAUGCGGCUCUUUUUGGUUUGGGAUUCCGAGGGAAUCAGUGAGGUCACUGACAAAAAGAAGAAGUCAAAGAAAGAUAAGAAAAGCAAGAAAGGCCCGAAGAAAGAAACCAAGGAGAAGAAAGAAAAACGCUUGAAACAAGAGCAAGACAAGCUGACAAAGUUGAAGGCCAUGUCCCAAUUGAAUGACAAGAUUGUGGACGCCUCGGGUCGCGAAAAGGCAUUGGGCAAUUUGUCGGUUGCCUCAGAAUGGCACGUGGCUGGCUGGAUGGUUAACAGGGCGCCAGACUUGAAGAAUGCCAUUGCUGGCCACCUCAACAAGAAGAAGAAUGCCAUGUGUGAUCUACGUGGAAAGCUUCAGCAAAAGGUGGAUUCCUGGGAUGACACAGACCUGCUGGUACUGAUUGAGAAAGCCAUGAAGUCUGACACCGUGGGCAAAGCAAUGCGUGGAGUUCAAGCUCAUGUGGAGGAUACUGGAGACCUCUACUUGGGAGACAUAGCGAGGAAAUUCGGAAGGUCAAAAUUGAAGAAUGCGAGCAGUCCGCUGGUUGGGCUUCGCCGAUUCCAUCCCUCGUGCAUUCGCUGGCUCCACUUGGCCCGCUUCAUGCUGAAUGUUGAGAAGGCUGGCAGAUUCUUGAACAUUUCUGAAAGCACAUCCUCACCACCGUGCCAGUUGGAUCACCAAAUGUGGGCGAAUGAG
Messenger RNA from Cladocopium goreaui, 4011 nucleotides. The record is from the annotation of a GenBank genome assembly. NCBI's taxonomy places the organism in Eukaryota, Dinophyceae, Suessiales, Symbiodiniaceae.